AUGAUUUUAUUGCUAUUGGAUAAACAAACAGCGACCGCUUUUAACGUGUCGUUCACCGGAAGCCUCCUUGUAGCAAAGGAAGCCGUUGUUAAUGGCGCAACGCAUUUUUCCGGCAGCGUGCAAUAUUCAUCCUCUAUGCUAACGCAUAGUUUUGCUCCGUUACCGUCCCCCUUAAUGAUGACUAUCAGAGGUCACUUGUCGUCCACUAAAAACUUACAUCCCGAUUCCACUUUGGGUUCUUGGUCCCCUAUUGCAUGCACGAACGGACCACUCGAUUCGGUGACUACACCAGGAGAUCUGGUCUCUUUGGCCUGGCUUCAAAAAGGCGACAUCAUUCAAAUCGCCCCACUAGACGGAGAGGAAGAUUUUCACAGUGAAGUUUGUGCACCGACCACCUCAGCACAGAAAAGCGAAGCUUUCUCCUUUCAGUUCCCCGAUCGUCACCAAGUAUCCACUGGACUUACCCACCAUUCUCAACCACCUGUCACUUCUCACUUUUCUAUUACUCCACUAUCCAUUAGCUUCACUCCCCCCGCCGAACAUUUGCCUACUCCAUGCAGCAUCUCCUAUCCACCGUUUCCUCAUGUGACUCAUUUGAGUCAGUCUACUUCUGGACUUGUUAAACCGAAUUACAGUUACACUCACCUCAUUUUCAUGGCUAUCGAAUCAACUCCUCAGAAGUGUAUGACGGUAAAUCAAAUUUACAACUGGUGCGAGUCGAAUUUCCCGUUCUACAAACACGCUGGUGCAGGUUGGAAGAACUCCUUGCGACACAAUCUGUCUAUCAACAAAUCCUUUAAGCGGCUUCCACGAGACAGUCGAGGUCCUGGCCGUGGUGCCUUUUGGACUGUGGAGCCUCGAGAGCGAUCGGCGCUUUUGGAUGCCAUCAAGCGCAAUCCGUGGAACUUCGCUAACAUGACAGCCAUUGUUUCCGCCCAGUCCGAUGGCGGUACGUAUGCGUCCAGCUCUCUGCCAGACUCGUUAGAUCCAUACGUAUUUGGUGCUCGGCACUUAACACAAAGCGCUGCAGACCAAUUGCUACGCUCCGAAGACGUGGACAGGUCUGAUUUGUGUGGUUCUGUAUUUGAUCCAUCUAACGGCAUGACCAAUUCGAACACACCUCAUAACCUCCGAUUAAUUUCAACCCCAGAUGGCCAGCUGGUUGCAACCUUCGACAAUAAACCUCAGUCGAACCUCAUACCUGAUUCCAAUCAUGCUGACAUUGAACUCAGAGGUUUGCUCUCCAGGUCAUUUACAACCUGCAUGUUGACCGACUGUUCACCAGAACCACGGGUACCUCAUGCCGCUGAUCCCUCGACUGAAUGGCCCGCCGAGGAGGAGGAAAAGUACCUGCACAGUUUGCGUUUGUUGACGGAAGCUGAUGACGCCUCUUUACGGAUUUCCGAUGGAGAUCACGUCAUUGGCAACCGGCUGUCCGAACCCAUGCCGAACGAUCCUAGCGGUCCACAAGUGUAUGAUGAUACUCAGACGUCAAAUAAACGGCGACGCAAAUCUCGUCUACAGCCAACGCGCUUUGGAUUUUGUAACGAAUGCAAAGAAAACGCGGCAUCUGGUUGUGAAUCUUGUCACACGCAGCAGUUGUUCUUCACUACUACAUUUGAUGAAUCCCAAUUUGUAGAGCAUCCUGUGUUCGACAUAGCAAAUACCUUGGAUUCUGAUCAGGAGCAUGGACCAGCCGGUGGGCCUGCUGCACGCAAGCAUUCAGUUCACUCUGCAGCUAGUCACUUUUCGGGUUUGGUGAAUGGCUCUGACAAGGAUACGCACGGCUAUCGUAGUGAACCGAUUUCACAGGAGGUCUAUGUUACUCCUGCCCCAUAUAUCGAUCAUGAGUACUCUCACUGUCAAGCGCAACUGCGAGGACCCGAAGACAACCGUAUGGUGGAUCGUUACAAUGAAGAGUAUUGCUCGAAAUUGCUAAAGCGUUCCCGAGGUCAACAUAGGAGAAGUACCUAUUACCGGUCUCGCAGUAGCAAUCCCCAGCGAUCUUACAAGUGUGCUAAGGACGAUGCACUAGAUUUUGAAGAACUGGACGAAGUUAGCAAUAACGACGAUCCAUACGCUUCCCGUGAUCACACGGAUGGUAGCGACGAAAGUAAUUACUCAUCAUCUAGAAAACGAUAUGUCGACAAAUUCAUCCGUAUUAAUGGUCACAAUCCUGGUGUCAUCAACAGGAAACAUGGUAGAUAUAAACGUCGAGGGGAUCCAUCUUACGAUUUUGAUUAUGCGAGCUAUUACGACCGUUUUCCUACUCGAGUUUUGUUCACACAUCGGCACUCACAAUUAAAGGCUUGCAAGCGACGGGGAACAGUAUAUUCAAGAACCGAUCCUUUGUUCUCUUCGAAAACUCGAACUCGCCGAUCUAAACGUAUCGUCAAGGCUCCCCGUCGCCCUUAUGAUGAAUUCGAGGCGUCAUUUUCAAUCGAUGAAGCUGACCAAAACGCAUUCGAUUUGCGUUUUGAAAGUCGGAACACACGUACUCAUACCCUGUCUCAUGCCGUGCAGACUACCGAUGGCAGCGCGGCUUUGCGUGCUGAGCCACUCAAGCCAACAGGAAUUCAUCAGAAACCUCGUCGCGGUAGAUACACCGGUCGCAAGCGAUUAGCAGCUGGUUCACUUCAUAGGCGCGUUCAGCCCAGUUUUAAUCCCGAUGUUUGUUCAGGAAGUAGCAUCGGUAACGACAGAGGGGUACGUUGCUUCAAAGCUGCUUAUAAACUUCAGGGAGUCAAUCUUCCAUUAUAUGAUGACGAGUCGAGCACUUCUUCAUUGUCAUCUGAAACAUCUCAACGACCCCAAGCUGAAACGAAUCUCUCUGGUAAAAUGAAUGGUUCUUUACGCACCUUCGGAAACUCAGUCAAGACGGAUCCUGUGUCUGGUUGCCAUCGGUAUAACAUUGGCAGUGUAUGGGGUCAAUCCAGGAUGUCCUUGGCUCGAAAGAUGACCUUGUCGCACCCCUCUGAUUGUUCACCUGAGGCAGCUUAUUGCCUCGAUGGCAGUGUCCAAGAGCCUGUGUUGGCCAUGGAGUCGUUUGAUCAAGAUCUCGACGAAUGUGAGGAAGAUGUUGUCGAGGAAGUCGAGGUUGGAAAAACUGACGAACACACGACUGUUGAAGCCGCACAGCUUUUACUGGGCAUAAGCCAAAUGCAGAGCUUCCGACGGCAGUCAGGCUACCUCAGCCUUGAUUCUAGUGGGACUUCCGAGAGCAUGGCCGAUGAGGGGUCCACUAACAUCAAACGUGAGGCGUCCACUCCUCUGGAUCAGUCGAUUCCAUCUGUCACAGCGCGGCCUUCCGUGACCGACAAUUCGUCUUCCUUACUGUGUACAGUUUGAUAACCUUGUAUAUGCCGCCUUUCCCGCCGUUUCUGGAAUCUACGAACUGUAUACAAAAAUCGAACACAUGUAUCGACGAACUUCCGAUGGCUUUGUUUUCUAGUCGCAAUAACUCCAAAUGUACCAUGACCACCCCUUAGCCCCCACGUUUUUGUUUCCGCCUCCGAGCAACAACGGAUUGCACGUGUCUACUGAUUUCCACUAUGUGACCUGGUGGCUGAUUUCGUGCCCGCGCUAACUGAUUUACCCCUUCUGUCCAUACAAACGAAUAAUUCGCUGCAAUUACCUGUUAUUUCAGCCUUACGACAGCCAUCGGUUUCAACUUUACAACCGUGCAACUUCUCGAUGUUUAACCACUUCGAGGCACGUGUGUGUGACAUCUUUUCAAAAGCAAAGGGGCUUUCCUGUGCAGUAUCCGUUUUUUUCACGCCAGUGCAAUGCUUUAUUCGGCCAAUCAAUUUCUUGCCCCAGUUUUACUUUGUGGUUCCAACACAGUUUCUCCCGCUUAUCUUGUAUUCGUUUGGAGCGUAAUACAUUAAACUUUGGCCUCGUAAAGUCAACUUUGCGAUGCGCGAGACUAUGGACAUAGAGUCCCAUUUGAUUUUCAUUUAUUUUCUGAUUGAGCAUUGUUUUUUUUUUCUACCGGCAUUUGAGUUUUCUAUGUCUCCGUUAUGUUUUUGAUUUUGCUGCUAUUAUAGUUAUCGGGUCCCAAAUCCAUUGAUCCUUUCGCUUUCCCACUGAUUGUGGAAGUCGUUUUUCACAUUUUUGUAGUUAAUGCUGUGUAGAAUCCCCAACCACAUUACUUUGUACAGCGUUUUAAGCGUCCUUUCGCCUAUUCAACGUGCAAAUACUGAUAACUUCUCUAUCGCGAUUGCCUCGCAUUUCUU
Molecule: messenger RNA, 4235 nt
Organism: Dicrocoelium dendriticum
Lineage: Eukaryota; Metazoa; Platyhelminthes; Trematoda; Plagiorchiida; Dicrocoeliidae
Source: the annotation of a GenBank genome assembly